Lates calcarifer (barramundi perch) is the source of this 2072-nucleotide messenger RNA. RefSeq names its product CST complex subunit CTC1-like. Gene Ontology annotation, molecular function: single-stranded DNA binding; telomeric repeat DNA binding. Gene Ontology annotation, biological process: positive regulation of DNA replication; telomere maintenance via telomere lengthening. The record is from RefSeq and is a predicted model, not a curated record. Lineage: Eukaryota; Metazoa; Chordata; Actinopteri; Centropomidae. Gene Ontology annotation, cellular component: CST complex.
GCGGCGCCCCCUGCUGGUCGUUGGGGUUCUGGAGCUUCCGUCUCUGACGUCUGAACACAAACAGACUCUGCAGCUCAGAGACGGGACGGCAGCCAUCGCCUGCGUCGUCACGGAAACCAGCCAGGAGGAGGAGGGGGGGGGGACGGCUCCAUUCAACACAGCCUGGAUAGGUUGUCUGGUGUGUGUCCAUCAGUUCACCAUGGUAACAGAGAGGUUCAUCCAAUCAGAUUUCCCCUCCUACCAACACCUGGACCAGGAGGAGUUCAUCACACACACACACUGCAGAGUUUACCUGCAGUUCUCUCUGAACCACCUCCACAUCCUGAGUCCAUCUGUCGCCAUGGUAACACACCAGAGAGAGAGGGGGGCGGAGCCAGGCGGUGAUGAGGAGGAGGGGGGGGUCAGGCUGCGGAGGAAGAGGAGGAGAGAACCAGACCCCUCCCACUCUGUCUCACCUGUCACCGUGACGACGGGCCCUGUGGGCGGAGCCUCCCGGCCCUGCGUCUCCAUGGUGAUCAGAGUGGAGCAGAAAGAGGGCGUGGCCUGGAGGAACACAGGGGCAGAGCCUGAUAAGGGGGCGGGGCUGGCGCUGACCUUCUCCAUCAGAGCUGCUGUGAUUGGUCCAGUGGUCAGCUGGAGGCGGGACCCGAGGAACCGACCAAUGACAGAGAGAGAGAGAGAGGGAGAGAGAGAGGAGAAGGUGCUCCUGGUCUUCUCAGGUGCGUCUGCUCGGUGGUUUCCUCUGAUCCAGACUGGAUGUUUCUACAGACUCGUUGCUGCCAACACUCAGGAUCCCAGCGUUCUGAUUGGCUGUGGCGUCUCUGGGCGGAGCGGCGUGGAGCUGCACGCUGACUCCACCCUACAGGUCCGCUCUGAUUGGAGGAUCCACACUCUGACACGCCCACUGCAGCUGCUGAGGGUCAUCUGUGGACAGGCUCUCUCGCCCUCAGUCCUCUCUGUCUCUGACGUCCUGGACUCCAGUUCAGAGCUGGUGUGUUUUCAGGCUCAGGUGUCUGACAGGAUCAGUCUGAACGACAGGACGACCGAACACACACACACAGGUGUGCGUCUGACCGUGUGUGACCAAAGUGGGAGGAGUCUCCAGGUGUACCUGGACCUAAGCCACACCCCCUACCCACCUGGCCUGUUGCCAGGUAACACGGUGCUGCUGUCAGGUGUUCAGAGGAGGCGGUCCAGGUCAGGAGGAGUGUACUGCAGGUAUUUACCUGUCAGCUCUGUGACGGUCGUCAGUCUGGGAGAGAACAGCUCUGCUCGGCCUCCUCCUGCUCCCAUGAUGCACCUGGGUGUGUGGGCUCUGAGCACAGAGCACAGGUGCACUGUGAGUCAGGUCAAAGGUCACGUGGUGUGUUUUCUGUUCCUGCAGCUGCAGUGGAUCUGCUCACAGUGUGGGAGUCUGUACACACAGGUAACACAGUCCUGUUCCAGUUCUCUGUGUGGAUCCACCUCCUCGGUCUUUGAGUCCACAGCAAAACUGGUGAUCGAUGACGGGACAGGUGAGGCUCACGUCUGGUUCUCAGGUGCUCUGGUCCGUCCUCUGCUGGGAUUGGCUGACUCUCAGUGGGAGGGGCUUCAGAGGGCCGUCAGGGUCAGAGGUCACAUCAGAGUCUACCCCAGAGGCCGCAGCCUGGUGUGUGACGUGGACUCUGACGACUUCCUCCUCCUCUUCCUGUUGUGUGUGUGCAGCAGUGACGUCGUGUGUCGCUCGGUCUCUCUCACCUGCAGGAAACACACCAACCAGAGACCAGAGGAGAUGAGGAGGUUCAGCCGAGGAGACCGAGACUUCAUGACCUGGGUGACUCCUCCUCUGCAGCUCACCUGUCUGCACAUCACUGACACACCUGACAGCGUCAUGUGACCUGGACCUGGAUCAGGUGGGAGGUCACCUGCUGUGACUCCUCCCUCACAGGAAGUGGGUCAGAAGUGAAUAAAGUCACCUCCACCUGAGAGCUGAGACCAGGUGUGAACAGGUGAUGGUCAGGUGUGGGCGGAGCCUCUGUUUCAUGUUAAUGUUGAAAUGUUUAAGUUAUUAAAUCUUCAGUUUUUCCUCUAAA